This is a messenger RNA of Anneissia japonica, 526 nucleotides long. RefSeq names its product endothelial differentiation-related factor 1 homolog. Gene Ontology annotation, cellular component: nucleus. The record is from RefSeq and is a predicted model, not a curated record. NCBI's taxonomy places the organism in Eukaryota, Metazoa, Echinodermata, Crinoidea, Comatulida, Comatulidae. Gene Ontology annotation, molecular function: DNA binding.
AUGAACCAACCAGACCAAUGAUCAACAGAGCAUGUCCAUGACCUAUGGCUUAGCUAGGUCACUAUAUUGAGAGAAUUUUGUGUUGUUGCAUUAGUACUGCGGAAAUUGCAUCAGGAAUUCGGGUGAAUAUAAGAAAAAGAAAUGGCUGAAGCAGGUUUUGAAGAAGUAACUUAUUUAAGGAAGAAAACUCCAAGAGCAUCAGAAUCAAAGUCAACCAAGGCUGUGAAUGCUGCUUUCAGAAGUGGACAUCAUGUGGAGACAAAUAAAAAAUUCACUGCCGCAUCAAAUAAGCAGCAUGUUAUCACCAAAAAUGUUGCUAAACUAGACAGAGAAAGUGAGGAAUUGCAUCAUGAACGUGUGCCUCUUGAGGUUGGAAAAUUAAUCAGUCAAGGGAGAGCAGAGAAGAAACUAACUCAGAAAGAGCUAGCAACUAAAAUUAAUGAAAAGCCGCAGGUCAUCAAUGACUACGAAGCAGGCCGAGCAAUUCCAAACAACCAAGUCCUCGGGAAAAUAGAGCGGGCAUUGG